Messenger RNA from Pelagomonas calceolata, 1082 nucleotides. The record is from the annotation of a GenBank genome assembly. Lineage: Eukaryota; Pelagophyceae; Pelagomonadales; Pelagomonadaceae.
UUGUGUGCGUCACACGCGGUUCGUGCAGAACCGCUGCGGCGCACGCGGCCGAACCGCUGCGCGCGCGCCGACACCACAAUGCGGAGCACCAUGCUCACGACCGCCGGCCUCCUCGUCGCCGCGGGCCUGAGGCCGACCACGCGGCUCUCCGCCAAGAGCAUUUUUAGGGGCCCGGAGACGCCGACGCGCGAGGCGCGGGCGGCGAACGCCGCGCUCGCCGAGGCCGGCGAGUUGCUCAACGGCGGCGACGGCGAGGCGGCGGUCCACGCGCUGGUCAUGCACGCCGACGCGCUGUUGGCGUGCGACGGCGCGACGCUCUCCGCGCUCUGUGGCGACGACGCCGCCCUCGCCGAGUUAACGAGCGACGUCCUCGAGGCGGUGUCGGAGGAGGCCCUCGAUUUGGAUCAUGAGCGCAAAACACUGCUCAAGAAGCUCAUCCAGGCGGCCCAGACGUCUGAGGAAGAGGUAGAUCAAGUGCUCGAGGAGGCCGGCGAUCUAUUGAUCGAGACGGCCUUCGUCGACUAUUUGGACGGCGAGGCGCAGCGCCUCGCCGCGGCGUCGGACGCGGAGGCGCGACUGCUCGAGUUGUUGGAUGCGCUGCGGUUCCGCGUGAUCCAGGCCCUGGGCAUGCAGAUCUUCGGCGCGGGCGCGGAGGCCCUAAAACGCGUCCUGAGCAUCGAAGACGCCGCGAUGCGGGAGGAGGCGUUCCGGAACGCGCUGGAGUCCUGCGACGUGGACGCGCAGUGCGACUCGGCGGGCAUCUUGGCCGCGCUGGACGAGACGCUGCGCGACGUCACGCUGCGUGGCGACGCGCACGAGGACCUCGUGGAGGCGCUGCAGAGCCUCGCGGAGAUCGCGGCCGAGUACGACUUCGGCUACUCCGAGCCCGCCGACGACGACGAGUCCCGAUGACGGGGUUUGCACGCACUGUCCGGUGUCACUGUACUGGACAAUGUCUUUUUAACUAAUCUUAUGACGUAUACUAGUCUCGAAUACACCCGGUAUUCUACACACAGCCAGCGUCGACGUCGUCUCCGAUGCCGUAGCGCACUCGCGUCGUCUCCAAUGCCCACAUCACAAGA